Molecule: messenger RNA, 2025 nt
Organism: Poecilia latipinna (sailfin molly)
Lineage: Eukaryota; Metazoa; Chordata; Actinopteri; Cyprinodontiformes; Poeciliidae
Product: UPF0606 protein KIAA1549L-like
Exons: 10
Coding region: 80-1351 (423 amino acids)
Source: RefSeq, a predicted model, not a curated record
UAUAAUUGUUUAACGUGUCUUCUUCCCAGACCCAUAUGAGGACCAUUCAGGCUCUCUGCGUCUCAUCACCAUUAAACCCAUGACGGCCCAGCCCACCUUCUCCUACCCCUCCUCCUCCUCGCACAGCCAGGAUUCAGUGGUCGUCAAUGGGGAGGCAAACCACGUUGGGCUGAAGCAGAAAUCGGACAUCGAGCACUACAGAAACAAACUGCGUCAAAAGGCUCGAAGGAAGGGGUACGGAGAGUUCUCGCUCUCUGAGAGUCUCAACCAUGGUUACAGUCACCGUGACAGCAGGCACAACCGACAUGACGGCGCCAUCAAACCGCCCUUGACUGCUGAGGAGAAGAGGGCCUCUUUUGCAGGAUGUCAUAAGAGGUACUCCCACCCACGAGAGCCCACCUACUGGAGCCGUCAGUCUCUGAGCAGCCCCAGCCCAGUGGAGACAGAGAUGGACCUGCUAGUGCUGAGGGAGAGAUCCAGGAGGGGGAUCCGAAAUAACGGCUACGACGGGGAACCAGAACCGUUUGAGGAGACGAACGUGGACCGUCUGAUGACCUCUCUGGGCUACGGAGGAGGAUCCACUGGAACCGGGAACAGCAGUUUGGGGGUGAAAGCUCACCGCGGAUCCGACUCCUCCACACUCAGCUCACAGCCGUCCAUUGACGAGGUCCGCACGCAGAUGCACAUGUUGCUUGGCAACGCUUUCAGCCUGGCGCCUCCGGAUCAUGACCCUCCCUCCCCUCCAACGAACCACCGCCACCACCACCAUCAUGCCCACAGUGUCUACAACCCCUCCCACAGCAGUCACUACAGUGAUGGUGUGACCAGCGCUCCGGGGACGAUGAACCACCCCUGUGGAGGCAGGCAGAGAAGCGCGGGUUACGAGGACAUGCAUCAAUGUAGCCUGCCUAAACCGGGUUUCCGGUUCACUCAGCUUCCCGAUAUGGGCAUCGGCUCUCCUCCGCCUCUAAUCCCCUCCAGACCGGGACCGCCACCUGGAACCUCAAUACGAUGUAACAGCUCCACCCCUGAUGUGAGUCUGAAGCCCCGUGUGUCCGAAGCAUCAGAUCUGCAGACCCAGCAGCACAACGGCGCCCCCUACCUGCCGCUCUCUAGGACACCGUUCCCUGCUGUCACUGUAGAUCAGUCCAUCAGCACCUACUCAGGAAACCCAAUCACAGCAGUCUAUGCUAUAUCAGCCAAUCGUCCGGGUUACUCAGACUACUUCGUCAUGUCUCCACCGUCCUCAUAUCGGAGUCCCUCCUGGAUGUCCUAUCCACCCGAACCUGAAGAUUUACCACGGCAGUGGAACGACACACCUAACUCUCGCCACCUGGAGACCAUCUGCUGAAGAUGGCCACCGGUGACGCCGAGCAGAAACACUCUGAAUCGGUAUCUCUUCGACGACAUAGAUGACCUCUUUCCCUCUGAAGGCACUCUCCGGCUUCAUCGACCCUCGUCUUCUCUGACCUCCGUCUCAUCUAAGAACCUGAGAGUGACGCUAGUUCCUCUGCUCCAGGAAGUCUCUCACUUUCUCCUCUUUAAUAUCUUUACAAGCGAGAUCCUCAGCCAUAAAUUUUGAGCAACCCCUGGCCUCUGUAGUCUGCUCAGGCCCCUUUAACUCUUCUGCAGUGCCCACUGCUGUACAGGCGAAAGCCCCCCCUCCACACGCUGGUUGGUGAAGCUGAGCUGCGCUGAGCUUCCUGCAGUGUGAAAGAACAGAGCGAGUACAGCACAGUGUGACAAACUCUAGCACUUAUUUGCCAUCUUCCCAGCACACGAUGGCACACAGUUAUCAGUACGUUACUGCCCCAGCAAUGGCCAUUACUACUCCGUGGCACUGGACCAGGCCGGUCUGGACUGGACUGGACUGGACUGGACUGGACUGGACUGGACUGGACUCGAGGUCCACCACAAAGCCAGGAAAGCUGAACUGACGUAAAACUGUGCUUUUUUUGAUGAAUCCAAAUUCCUCUGUAAAUCUUAUACAGCUGGUAAAUAUAUGUAUUUUAAACUUGAGUAAGG